Spodoptera litura is the source of this 1718-nucleotide messenger RNA. RefSeq names its product alcohol dehydrogenase-like. Gene Ontology annotation, cellular component: cytoplasm. Lineage: Eukaryota; Metazoa; Arthropoda; Insecta; Lepidoptera; Noctuidae. The record is from RefSeq and is a predicted model, not a curated record. Gene Ontology annotation, molecular function: oxidoreductase activity, acting on the CH-OH group of donors, NAD or NADP as acceptor.
ACGAUUCGAGUUAGUUCGUAUUUUGUAUUGUAUUGUUUUAUCAGUGGACGGACGUAUUUGCGAUGUGGGACGUUAAAGACAAAACGUUUGUUAUUACGGGAGGUGCUUCCGGACUUGGUGCGGGAUACGCAAAGGCUUGCCUAGAACAUGGAGCCAAGAAUGUAGCCAUCCUAGACAUAGCCGAAAAGCUGGGCAACGCGACAACUGAACAACUGAACGAGACUUAUGGCACUAAUAAGGUGAUAUUCGUGAAAUGUGACGUCAGCAAGGAGGAGGACAUCGUAAGCGCGUGGGACGCCGUGCUCGCUCAGUUCAAGCAGAUUGACAUCAUCAUCAACAAUGCUGGCAUCAUGGUGGAUGCUCCUAACAUUUGGAGAACUGCUUCUGAUGUUAAUUGGCAAGGAUUAGUCUCCUUCACCUUAAAAGGCGUCAGCCACAUGAGGAAGGACGAGGGUGGAGCCGGUGGUACUAUUUUGAACAUCGCUUCGACUUUGGGCAUAACAAAGAUGCCCUUUUUGCCAAUUUACUGCGGUUCCAAAAUGGCUGUUCUACAUUUCAGUCAAUGUUUAGCGAUGGAUCCGUUCUAUGAAAAUACCGGUGUUAGAGUUCUGACAAUGUGCUUAGGAUGUACCGACACACCGUUAAUAGACAAUUUAGAGACUAGGUCUUGGGAUCCGAAACUUGCAGACGAUUUCGUCACCAACAUAGCUAACAACUAUAUACGGCAAAAAAGGGAAUCAGCCGUCGCAGCCCUAAUUAAGAUGUUGACAACUGGUAACCCUGGCUCUAUCUGGCUGACUCUUGACGACAAACCGGCUCGGGACAUCACAUCAGUCAUUGACAACGCUUAUAAAGAAUUUGAGAAAGUUAUGGCAGAAUCGGACGGACGUAUCAUUGCGAUGUGGGACGUUAAAGAUAAAACGUUUGUAAUUACGGGAGGUGCUUCCGGACUUGGAGCGGACUAUGCGAAGGCUUGUUUGGGACAUGGAGCUAAGAAUGUAGCCAUCCUAGAUAUAGCCGAAAACUUAGGCAACGCGACAGCUGAACAACUGAACGAGAAUUAUGGCACAAAUAAGGUGAUAUUUGUGAAAUGUGACGUGAGCAAGGAGGAGGAUAUCGUGAGCGCGUGGGACGCCGUGCUCGCUCAGUUCAAGCAGAUUGACGUCAUCAUCAACAAUGCUGGCAUCAUGGUGGACGCUCCUAACACGUGGAGAACUGCUACCACAGUUAAUUGGCAAGGAUUGGUCUGUUUUACCUUAAAAGGCGUCAGCCACAUGAGGAAGGACGAGGGUGGAGCCGGUGGGACUAUUUUGAACGUCGCUUCGAUUUUAGGUUUAACAAAAUUGGCUUAUUUACCAAUAUAUUGUGGCGCUAAAAUGGCUGUUGUGCACUUCAGUCAAUGCUUAGCGAUGAAACCAUUCUAUGAAAACACUGGUAUAAGAGUGCUGACAAUGUGUUUGGGAUCCACUGACACACCGUUAGCGCAUAAUUUAGAAACAAAGUCUUGGGACCCGAAACUUGGAAACGAGAUGGUUGUCACAAUUACAAAUAAGUUUAUAUGUCAAAAAAGGGAAUCAGCAGUCAAUGCCUUCAUUAAAAUGUUAACAGAUGGUAAUCCAGGAUCUACUUGGUUGAGUAUUGACGACAAACCGGCUCGAGACAUUACAUCUGCAAUUGACAAAGCAUUUGAAGAAUUUGAGAGAGUUAUGUCAGAAUAA